Oikopleura dioica is the source of this 1266-nucleotide messenger RNA. The record is from the annotation of a GenBank genome assembly. Lineage: Eukaryota; Metazoa; Chordata; Appendicularia; Copelata; Oikopleuridae.
AUGGGGCGGGAAAUCUUGGCCAAAGAAAAAAAUAUCAUCCACGUCGAUGGAACUGUAACGGUGUGCGGAGAUAUUCACGGGCAAUUUUACGAUCUCCUUAAACUUUUCUCCGUCGGUGGGCCCAUCGAGGAUGCGAAGACAAAGACUAAGGGGACCAAGUACUUGUUUCUUGGCGACUAUGUUGAUCGUGGAAAUACGUCCAUCGAGUGUGUGCUUUAUCUCUGGUGCUUCAAGAUCUGCUACCCGGAUUCGAUCUUCCUCCUUCGAGGCAAUCACGAAUGUCGCCAUCUGACUGAGCAUUUCACCUUCCGCCAGGAAUGCGUCGUCAAGUACAACGAGGAAGUUUACAACGAGUGCAUGAACGCUUUUGACGCUCUUCCGUUGGUCGCGAUCAUGAACAAAAAGUUCUUCUGCGUGCAUGGCGGUAUCUCCCCUCACAUCAAAAAAAUAGACGAAAUCAGCAAAAUUAACCGAUUCCAGGAGCCAGAAGCGGAUGGACCAAUGUGCGAUCUUCUUUGGGCUGAUCCGCUAGAAACUUUUGGGAACGAGCCCUCAGGCCAGGAUCGUUUUGAACCAAAUGCCGCUCGUGGAUGCUCCUUCUUCUACUCCUACGCAGCAGUUUUGAAGUUUCUCAACGAGAACGGCUUCAUGUGCAUGAUUAGAGCCCACGAAGCCCAAGAUCACGGUUAUAAAAUGUACAAGAGUAACCCAAAGAACGGUUUCCCAGUUUUGAUCACGUUGUUUUCGGCGCCAAAUUAUCUCGAUGUUUAUGGCAACAAGGCAGCUAUCCUCAAGUACGAAAAUACGGAUAAAGGAUCGAUGAACAUUCGUCAGUUCAACUCAACUCCGCAUCCUUACUGGCUUCCCAACUUCAUGGACGUAUUUACCUGGUCCCUUCCAUUUGUGGGUGAAAAGGUCACGCAUAUGUUGGUCAGUCUCUUGAAUAUUUGCACCAAAGAAGAAUUAGGAAUCGAGGAGUUAGAUGACGACGAAGAUCCUUCCACUGAGAAGAAAAAGAAGAAAGAGGUCCUCCGCCAGAAGAUCAAAACUAUCGGCAAAAUGGCGAACCAGUUUGUCGCCAUCAGAGAAAGACAGGAAAUCGAUCUUACAUUGGCCCACAUUACCCAUGCAACUGGAAGCGAGCUCGACCAAAGCGCACUGAAGGAAAGGGUCUUAUUUGCUAUAGUUUCUUCUAAAAUUAUUACGGAUAAACCCUCUGAAGUCAACAGUCCAAGGCCUGAACGCAAGCGAGUCCGGAAUUUCUAA